UAGAGACUGACCAGCAUGGAUGCAACUUCUUCAUUUAUCAAGUCUGUGACCAAGCGAGUAUGGUCUCCCCCGCAGCGUCCCUUCAGGGUGUGUUGUCACAACAGGGAGACCAGGAAGGGCAUCACAGCCGGGACCCUGGAGGAGCUUAAGGAGAGGGUAUGCCAGGUCUUGCUGCUGUCCCUGUCUGCGGUGUCUCUGUCUCUGGCGUGUGAAGAGGACGGCACAGAGGUGGACUCCGACGAGUUCCUCAUGAGCCUGCCUGACAACACCAUACUCAUGGCCCUGGAGCCUGGACACACAUGGAGACCACCACCGGGUGAAGUUGUGUCCAAAUUUAAAGACCAUAACAAGCCUCGGACCGGGAGAGACAUAGCUCGUGUGACCUUUGACCUUUACAGGAUAAGCCCAAAGGAUGUCUUUGGCUCUCUGAAUGUGAAGGCCACAUUCCAAGGCCUGUACUCUGUGAGCGCUAACUUUGAGUGUCUGGGGCCCAAGAAAAUCAUCAGAGAAGCCCUGCGUGUUGCCUCCACCCUCCUACAUGCUGCUGGACACCUGCUUAUCACUUCCGCCUCCAUGAUCCGCCGCAUUAUUGAAGGUGCAGAGUUUUGGCAGCCACAGAGGACAGAGUACACAGCCAGCUGGAACUGACGCAGCCAAGAGACCUAUUCAUUUGUAACUUAGAGCAACUUGGUUGGAUAUCAUUGUUGAUUUAAUAGGGAUUGGUAGGAUGG
Molecule: messenger RNA, 731 nt
Organism: Cottoperca gobio
Lineage: Eukaryota; Metazoa; Chordata; Actinopteri; Perciformes; Bovichtidae
Gene: cideb
Product: cell death inducing DFFA like effector b
Exons: 5
Coding region: 16-648 (210 amino acids)
Biological process (GO): apoptotic process; regulation of apoptotic process
Source: RefSeq, a predicted model, not a curated record